This is a messenger RNA of Argiope bruennichi, 5964 nucleotides long. RefSeq names its product hydroxyproline dehydrogenase-like. The transcript is spliced from 11 exons. The record is from RefSeq and is a predicted model, not a curated record. Gene Ontology annotation, molecular function: FAD binding; proline dehydrogenase activity. Bases 143 to 1498 code for a protein of 451 amino acids. Lineage: Eukaryota; Metazoa; Arthropoda; Arachnida; Araneae; Araneidae. Gene Ontology annotation, cellular component: mitochondrion.
AAGAGACUCUUUUCACCGCUCGUUGGAUAUUCACUUGACCCUUCGCUUCGCAUCCGAUUGAAGCCGUGAUCUUCACAUAACGUUUAAGCAGCUCAGGCAGCAUCGCCCCGUUCAAGAGGAUCCAAAGAGGAGAAAUAGGGGCAUGAUGCGGUGCCUUCGUCUGUUAAGAGUCCUCCCCGGAUCAGUGCCUGCUCGUCGUCAGUCGACCAUCGCCGGACUGAGUUUCGAAGAGCAUCGCGAGGCGUUCCGUCACAAGAGUACUUGGGAGUUAGUGCGAGCCCUGGCCGUCCUGAGGCUCUGUGCCGUGCAGCCGCUCGUCGAUAACAGCUUACAGCUGAUGCGAGGACUCGAACGUGUGGGUGGUGAAACCUGCCUUCGCUUGCUGCUUAAACGCACCCUCUACGCGCAGUUUGUGGGAGGAGAAACACCAGAUGAGCUGCGCGAGUGCAUGCAUAAAGUGACGAAUGCAGGAAUGCGCUGCAUGCUGGCCGCAACCAUGGAGGAGGACAUAGGUGAAAAAGGGUGCGAGGCGGUGUACCGGGAGAACUGUCGAAGGAUCCUGGGGGCCAUCGAUAUGUCUGCGGGAAGUCCCCCCUCCCCCAUGAUACAGCUCAAGCUCUCCGGCCUCCUACCUGCAAGAUUGCUGGUGCAGGUCGGAGAUUGCUAUUUGGCGACCGAUUGCAGGCAGAGAGUAGUCGAAGCCCUCGGCGAAGGAUUGGCGGGGAAGUCCGUGCAGAUGGGGCCUUUCGAAAAAACCUUGACCAAAGAUGACCAAGAUGCUUUGAGCAGAGCGGUGGGACGACUCAGAAGUAUAUGCCAGGCAGCUCAUCAGAAGGGCGUGAGAGUUCUAGUAGAUGCAGAAUUUACUUACCUCAAUGAAGGACUGAGCGCCCUAGCCUUAGGGGCAGCGGCUGCUUUCAACUCCAGCAUUCCGGUCGUUUGGAAUACCUACCAGUGUUAUCUCAAGGAAGCUGAUUCUCGCGUUCGCAUCGAAUUGGAGUUACUAAUGGAGCGGCUGGGUGUGUGUUUUGGAGGCAAGAUGGUUCGUGGCGCCUACAUGUUACAGGAGCGUCAACGGGCCCAACGACUGGGACUGCCCGACCCUAUCUGUGAAAGCUACGAAGCAACAAGUGAGAACUACGACAGGGUGAUGUCUUUCCUGCUGGACCGGGUGGGGCCCCGCUGCCAAUUCAUCGCGGCAACACACAACGAACGUAGCAUAAGACUCAUCAUUCAAAGAAUGGAAGCUGAGAAUUUAGAUCGUCGUUUUGUGAGCUUUGGUCAGCUGUAUGGAAUGUGUGAGCAGAUAUCUAAACCCUUGGCGGAAUGCGAAUUUUCUGUCUACAAAUCCGUCCCCUAUGGCACAUUAAGAGAGGUCUUGCCUUACCUUGCCAGGAGGGCCGUCGAGAACAAAAGCGUUCUGGAGGGGGCCCGCAAGGAGCAAUCUCUGCUCGUCAAAGAGCUCAGAACACGUCUGCGUCCUUUUGGAUGUCCCUAGCUCCAUCCCUCAACAAGAACUUUAAAAAAGAACAUCUAUUCACACCUGUCUGGCAUUGGCAAUUGCUUUACGUCAAACUGAAAUGAAGAACAAGAAAUCCUCAUUAUUAACAUUCUGAAUUCACAUCGCCUUUUAAUUAUCUAUAGGUCAAGUCGCAGUUAAUGAGAUUUCAAGAAACUACUGUUAAUAUAUAUAUUUGAAAUUAUCUUCUGGAUGAUUACAAAAUGCUGAUGCUCAUGCUGAGUUUGAUAUGUCACAUUGAAUGCUCACAUCAGUUCAGGAAAUCCAAAAUCUUUGCGAUAUCAUCGGAAUACAAUGAAGCCGAUAAAAACAAUAAUCAAUCGAAGUUUAAUAUAUUUUGAUAUUACUAGGAAAAUGCUGAUAAAUUUAGACAGUCAGCAAUUUGUUUUCGACAGUAUUCGAUUGUUGUGAAUUUGAAUUAUUUUGAACAUUAUGAUGUAUUUGUGUUACUAUCUACUAUUCUACAACAUAGAAAAUUGCAAGAAGAAACUGAAGUGAAGAUACCCUCUCUCUCCUAGGUAUUUAAAGUUUAAUUCAAUGACUGUAUCACAAGAAUAUAGGUGCAAUCUGAGGGUGAGGAUAUAAAAACAGGACUACACUAUAUUCACCGACCACGACAACCCAUCCUGUAGGAAGUCCAUUGCGUCUCAGAGUGGACAUAACUGGGCUGUACACCAUUAAUUUACCCAUCUGGGAAGAAGUAUACUGCUUAUUUAUUCUGCAAGCAACUUCUCAAGAUGCCCUAGAGGGGAAUUCCACAAUAAUACUGAAAACUCGUGUUGUUCAGCAACAAAGUUGUCUUUCUGUUUAAUCGCUCCAGAUAUAGAAUUUGUUUUCAUCUAUUGCCAUAACAGCUUUCUUAUGUUAAUUAAAAUAUAUAUUUUCUUUAAUAAUAAUGUAUUUAAUUUUAAUAUUAAAAUAAAAUGAAAAUAAUGCUUUCGUGUUUUCCCAUCACCAUGAAAUUGGAUGAUGUCAUGAAAUGAAAUAAUUUUAUAUGAGUGUUGGUUUUUUGAAAGCUCAUUCUUUACAUAUCAGCGAAAGCAGCUGCAAUUUGAACAUUCAUGAUAUAAUUUUGCAUAGUAUAAUUACAUAUAUCAGCUUUAUUGGAGAGACUUGUAAGCAUAUGGAAUUACUGUCAGAGUCAGAUUAAGCCUUCUAGGGGCCCUUAGACAAUAAAAUAUCGGAGUCCCCGUUCCCCUCUAAACUUCCACAACCAAACCCUUUUUAGCGAUUUUAAUUUCAUCUGUAUAUAGGUAAGUUCAAACAGCAAAUUUUGACAAACUGAAAUAACUAAACUCUCGUCAACAGAUCAUUUUAUAAAAAGUUGGUUUCGGCAUAUCACGUAUAAAAACUGCUUAACUAAAAUUUAAAAGCAAUUCUAAACAAAAUAGUAAAAAAAGUGAAAACUUUUCUUAACAAAUCUAAAUAAUAUCUGAUAAUUAGAUAUCGUAAUAUUAAGGAGGUAAUAUUAAUUAAUUAAGGAGGUAACUUGUUAAUACUUCAAAAUUAGUUUAAACAAUAUUUAAUUUUAAUUUAACUAUGCCCGACAUGCUUUACUACUACCUCCAUCCGAAAUGUUAAACUAUUUUCAAUGGAAUGAUCACUAAGAAUUCUCAUGUGUGUACAAUAAUUUAUAAAUAUUUACAGAUAAUAAAUAUUUACAGAUAUAAUUUACAGAUAAAUAAUCUUUCAAUAGCAAUUACCUUUAACAUUUGGGGUUCCAUUUUCUAAUGUAAAAACUGACUCGGCUUUUGUAUUUAAUUUCCCAUUUAAAGUUAGUCCCAUAAUUUUAGAAAACAUUGCAUUUGAUAAGAUAAAGAUAAAUUAAGCACUGGAGUGUAUACAUAAUUCUUGAUUUAAAUAAAUGUAUAUAAACGUUCCUCACUAGAUUUAUCAUAGUUGAAUUUCUUUUUGCUGUGAGGUUAUUUGGAAAAUGACAGAUACGAUAAUUCCGUUGACUCAGAAGAAGAUCAGAUUUCUUUUGAUGCUAAAACACUAAGGACAUUUUUUCAAAAGAAUCCGCUUUCAUGCGCCUAAGAUAUAUUAAAUAUGCGACGACUACUCUUCUCACAAAUUUGAAAACGUACAUGAAUCAAUUAAUUUUUCAUGGAAUAUUAUUUCAUUAUAAAUCAAUAUGAUUUAAAUUUUGCAAAUAGUUUAUUACAGAAGGAGUGUAUAAUACAUAGUAUAAUUAUACGUUUCUUUAAUAUUCUGUACUUUAUACACUAAAUAUAUAUACUAAAGAUGUGCACAGUAUACAGUAUAGUAAUGACUAGAUAAGAUUUUUUGAUCGUUUAAUGUAAAAUAAAAUAAAAAACAGUCAUUAAAUAAUUUAAUAAAUUCUCUUUGACCUGUGUAUUCAGUUCAUACAUUCUAUGAGGAUAAAAAAAAAAAAAAAAGUUUGUCGGAUAGUUUUCGAGAUUCCCUUGCACUGCGAAGAAACAAGUUCCUGUUCAUAGAAAUAAUGGAAAAAUGAUCUUUUUUUUCUAACCAUCAAUAUUAUUACAAGAAUAUUGAAUAAAACAUUAACUCCUUUCAGCUGAACAAACAAUUUACGUUUUUUCUGGAAUAUAAUGUUAAUGGAUAUAUUAAUCAGAAAGAGAAAAUAACAGUUAGUGCUAUGAUAAUACAUCACCUAGUUAAGAAAGAAGGUUUCAAAAGGUUUUAUAUAAAACCGUCUCCCAUUUAAUAAAAAUCAAUCAUUCUUACUAAGAUUAAUUUAAAAAAUUCAUGCUUUUAUGGAUAAUAUGCACAAUUUAUGAAAAAUGCAAAUAUAAAAUAUUCAGACCAAAAAUGAAAUAUAUAAACUUACGUAUUCUUUCUUACCAGAAAAUAUAACCAAAUUUUAUGUUAGAAUCGUCAAAAUAAAUCACUAAAUUUCUGAAAACGGAUAAUAUAAAUCAUAACUUAUAAUUCAAGAGCAAAAUAAAUUGAUUUUUUAAGAAGAUAUUGAAAAAAAAAUUAGACACACAUCAUUAAAUCUCUUCAACGAUGCAGAUUUCAUAAUUCAAAUCAUUAUAUUAUUUUGUCAUGUAGCUUCUGAGAAUUGAAAGAGAAAUCUCUCAAUUCUUCAAAAAUUAUAAUGAUUCGACUGAGCACUUAACAAAAAAAGAAAAUAUCUGUUCCAAAUUGAUAAGCUACUAAUGUCGCAAUGAAAAGUAUCAAUACAAUAGAGAUCCAUCAUUCUUUUGUGUCAAAUGGAAGAUCUCAAUCGAGAUUAAUUAUUGACAAACAUUUAAACAGCUUUCGAAAAGUUGUGAAAUGUAUACCUAUUACUUAAAAUCAAUUUUUACUCCAACAGCAAAAAAAAAAAAAAAAGAGAGAGAGAGAGAGAGGGUCAUUUGUAUUGAAUAUAAAUGGCCGAAUGAUUCUUUAAAUGUGAAUAGAGAUAGCGAAUAUUAUUCGAUUUGAAUUUUUAUAGUUUCGAUUCUGAAAAUUUAUAUAACAUGUUUCAUUUCUGAUAGUUCUAGAAAUUCUAAAAAUGUUCCAAAGAAGAAAGUUUGACCAAAUCUUUCGAAUGCAACACAUAGAAAGAAAAGCGUUUUCGGAAAUAAUGACACACGAUUCUUGGCAAAAUGAAAGAAAGGACGGAAUACCUGACCAUUCACUUCUAAGACAAUUUAGACUGAUUUUUGCAAUUCUGCGUUUUGUUGGAAUAGAUGCUCUCAAAGCUGGCAACGACUGCAAAGAACUACAUACCGCUAGAAAAGGAGUUCAAGAAAAAAGAAUUGUUCACUUCAUCAAACAUUGGCCGAUAUAUUUGGCCUUUGUUACUUUUUUCAUAAGAGCGUCUUUUCAGUUUUUGUGGGUGAUAGUCUGCUCGGAGAAGCACACUGAAAUAACUCACCUUUCUUUAGUUCUUUUAAAGAUAUUUCUUUUUGUAUCAAUUUACAGAAAACGUCAAAACAUGGUGAAAUUGAUAAUAUAUCUCGAUCGAGUAUGUAAAACAUUACCUGUCUUCGAAAUCGGUAAAAAACAUAUUCCAUAUAUUUUGUAUUUCACAUUCAUAUUAAUUUUUACAAUCAUUUUAGAAAUAUUAUUAGAUCUAAAUGAUGAAAACAUAUCUGAAAUCAAAAAGAACUAUUUAUUUUCAAAUCCUGUUUUUUCAUACUUUUUGUAUUUGAUUUAUCAAGUUUUUGGAUUACUGUAUUACUUAAUAACAAAAAUUGCUCUUAGUUUCUUCAGUUUUUAUUAUUGCAUGACAUGCAGCUUGAUCACGCUUCUUUUAAAACAUUUGUGCUAUUAUCUUAAAAGAGCUAGCUUACCUGGAGAAUUUCAAUCAUCGCUAAGUAUUUAUCUCAAAAUUGCUCGAAAUCUCCGCUUUAUGGACUCAAACUUUUGUCUGCCUAUCUUUUUGUCAGUGCUGGCAAUCAUGCUAAUGUCGUUUUCCUGUGGAUACAGAUUGGCUUUUCAAACAUAUAUGCCCAAUAAAUUUUUGAUUUAUA